AUGGAAACAAGAUCUGCUAAGAGAAAGAAACUUUUACUAAAUGCCAUAUCUGAAAAAACCCCUCAAGGUCACGAAGACCGGAUCAGUGAUCUCCCUGAUGCUGUUCUUCAUCAUAUUCUUUUCCUUCUACCCAUCAGAUCAAUUGCUCAAGCCAGCAUUCUUUCCAAGCGAUGGAGGCAAAUAUGGUACACUUUCCCUGAUCUCGACUUCACUAGCGUUGGUGCAGUUGCUGAUGCUCCCGUUAAAAAUGCUACUGAUUCUAAAAAAUUGCAUUCUUUGCUGGCCAAAGGUGCUGAAUUCAUCAGUCAGGUUUUAGCUCUUCGUGAUCAUAAUAAGUAUUCUGACUUAAGGGUCCUCCGAUUUCGUGCUUGUUUGAGCUUUUCUAGCCUGAAUGGCCUAAUCAGAAGAGCCAUAAGGUUUAAUGUUCAAGAACUUGAUAUUGAGGUUACAACAAAUGACUUCUUCAAUUUCCCACGCAGUGUUGUACUCAGUCAGUCACUGAGGAUUUUUCGGUUGAAAUCUCAAUAUCCUGGUUUUCGAUUGCCUCCCGUUACCAUUCUUAAGGGUGGAUUUGGAUCACUGUUGUCGUUGUCACUUUCACGUGUGAUUUUGUAUGAUCAGCCUUCCCUUCUUAAUUUGUUUUCAGGUUCAUCUUUCCCUAUGCUUAAGAAAUUGAGUUUAGAAAUAUUUAUUGGAUUGAAGCAUCUUAGUGUUAGUUGUCGAGGCCUUGAAGAUUUAACCUUAGAGAAUUGUUUUCAGUUAGAAGAUUUGGAGAUCUGUAGCCCAAAACUUGAGAAUUUACGGAUUGUAGGUUGCUUUGAUGCUUAUAGUAGUAGUAGUUUGUUGAAGAUUGAUGGUCCAAGAAUUAAAAUGAUCUUUUGGUCGCAUAAUUCUAUCCCCGCAAACUGUUCUGUGGAGAACUUGAUUUCUUUGCAUGAGGCGUUUGUGGGUUUUUUUGUGCUUCACGAGGACAUGAGUGCAGCAAAGCUUCGGAGUGUAUCCAAUUUUCUGUCUGGACUUUCUCAUUCACAGUCUCUUACACUUGAAAGCCCAUGUAUUGAGAUUUUGUCGAAAAACUAUCAUUUUGGUGGAGUUUUCCAAUAUCCUUUUAGUAGACUCAUAUCCAUGGAGCUGCAGACCGGUUUCAAUACACAUAAUCUUCCAGGAUUAGCUGGUUUGUUCCGCAAUUCGCCCAAAGUUCAUACGCUCAUCAUGAAAAUUGACGAGGUUCAAAAUGCUGAAAGGAGAAAAUGGAAUAGGGACCUCUGGGAAUCAUCUAGCUCAGGGGAAGAAAGAUUCUGGGAAUCACAAAGCCAAGCUAUGAACUCCUUCCUUCAUCACUUAAAGGUGGUAAAGAUCCAUGGAUUUUCAGAAUGUGAGAAUGAUAUUAGCCUCGUGAAGUUUUUGCUCAAGCAUGGAAAGGUUUUGCAAGAAAUGUUUCUCAGCUCAAGUCUCUCGAAGCCCGGAAAUUCACUUGAGCGGGAGAAAAUAAAGUCACAGAUAAUGGGAUUUUCUCGUGCUUCUUCCAAUGCCAAGAUUUGGUUUCAGUAG
This is a messenger RNA of Coffea eugenioides, 1551 nucleotides long. Its product is annotated as putative F-box/FBD/LRR-repeat protein At4g03220. NCBI's taxonomy places the organism in Eukaryota, Viridiplantae, Streptophyta, Magnoliopsida, Gentianales, Rubiaceae. The record is from RefSeq and is a predicted model, not a curated record. The transcript has 3 exons. The coding region runs from base 1 to 1551 and encodes 516 amino acids. Gene Ontology annotation, molecular function: protein binding.